Saprolegnia parasitica CBS 223.65 is the source of this 471-nucleotide messenger RNA. RefSeq lists its product as hypothetical. The record is from RefSeq and is a predicted model, not a curated record. Lineage: Eukaryota; Oomycota; Saprolegniomycetes; Saprolegniales; Saprolegniaceae. The transcript has 4 exons. Bases 1 to 471 code for a protein of 156 amino acids.
AUGACGACGCGCCGGGCGGCGAUGGUCCGCGGGCUGGCGACCGUCGCGCCUUUUCACUUGGCCGUGCCCGUGCACAGCCUCGCGGAAGCACAAGCCUUUUACGGUGGCAAGCUCGGCUUUACUGAAGGCCGGUCGUCGGCGCAUUGGCAGGACUACAACAUGCUCGGGCAUCAGCUGGUCAUCCACGCGGUGGGCCCCGAGUACCGCGGGCGCGACUACCACAACCCCGUGGACAUGGACGACGUCCCCGUGCCCCACUUUGGCGUGUGCUUGACGGUCGACGAGUUCCACGCGCUCGCCCAGCGAGUCCAAGCGGCGGCAAUCCCGUUCGUCGUGCAGCCGCAUCUGCGCUUUGAAGGUCGUCCGGGAGAGCAGUGGACCAUGUUCUUCAAGGACCCGAGCAACAACAACCUCGAGUUCAAGGCCAUGACCAACCCUGCCAACCUCUUUGCCAAGUACGUUGAAAAGUAG